CCGCACACGGCCCCGAGGGUCAAAUUCAGUCCUCAACUUGUGGCUGCCCAUUGAGGCUUCGAAUGUUUGGCGAACCUCCCCCAUAUGCCAUCCUAUCCUUCUCGGCUGACCUGCUCCAGGGUCCCGGACGGUCAUCUGCAAAGCGAUAAGCAGCUCGAUCGGUUUGCCGAGGUAUCCCCAGCAUGUGCCUACAGCUGCUCGCCGCCCCCGGGAGAUGAACCCGCGCUGCUCGACGUCCAGCGCAGCGCACAAGCCGUAUGCGUCGUCGCACGGGGCCAGCGAUCUUCGCGGACGCCACCCGCCUCCUUCUCCGGUGGAUCAGGCGGUAAGCGAGGCCUCGUGGCCGUCGCGCGCCUUUCAUCAGAGCCCCGCAUACAGGAGACAUAGACACACUGUUCACAAGGGACAAACCGCGCCCAAGGGACAAAGAUGGGCGUGGUCUGCGCGUGUGUACAUCCUACAAAAGCCUCUGGCCGUCGUCGCUUACGGGCAGUACCGCCCCGCGCGCUUAUACCCUUCUUCCCAAACGACUCUUGCACUCCACCGUCGUCCACAUUGGCCACCGUUGUACCUAGGAGCUUCAGCACCGUCACUCUGGUGCAUAAUCGACUACUACUUUUGCGCGUCGCGCCUAUCUGUUUACCGUUGAGCUAUGUGGCGUGCAUUCUCCCUCCGCAGCGUGC
Schizophyllum commune H4-8 is the source of this 683-nucleotide messenger RNA. RefSeq lists its product as uncharacterized. The coding region runs from base 215 to 649 and encodes 144 amino acids. Lineage: Eukaryota; Fungi; Basidiomycota; Agaricomycetes; Agaricales; Schizophyllaceae. The transcript has a single exon. The record is from RefSeq and is a predicted model, not a curated record.